AUGACGGCGCUCCCUCAAGUCGUGCCUCAUAGCCGGGGGAGGCUCUUGAAUAUCCUCUUAACAGCCUCGUUGGCCCUCGUCAGUCUCGUCUGCUACAUCCUGCUCAUCAUACUCUACGUCCAGCCAAAACUAUACCAUAUCCCAUCCCUCGUCUACGUCGACGGCUCGUCGUCCAUCAAGCCCUCGGUAGCCGUGAGUUUGAUAACCGCCAUUCUCGCCGCCGCCACGUCUGCCCUCAUCACCCGCUGCGUCGAGCACUCUCUCUGGCUCAAGCUCGUCCCUGGCCACGCUGGCAGCCCUCUGACUGUCCGCGAGACCAGACACCUCGCGCAAUGGACCGUGUCCCCUCUGGCGAGGCUCACCUACCCCGUCCGCGGCGGCUUCCGGCUCCUCAAGAUAAGCGGCGUGCUCCUCCUCGCCGUCUACGCUGUGAGCCCCGUCCUCCUGGCGGGCAUUUCGCAGACGGACCUCGUCACCGUCUCGUCCACCUCGUCCCCCCACACGGCAGACUACUGGGCCCCCUGGAUCAACCGGGGAAACUACCGCUCCCGCGGAGGCAGCGCGGGCGACCUCGUCUUCGGCAUGGCCGUGCAAGCCUCCAACGGCAACUUUGCGCCGCCCGUGGCCCCCGUGUGCGCCAACGACUCGUGCAGAGUGUUACUGCAAGGACCAUUAUGA
Metarhizium robertsii ARSEF 23 is the source of this 678-nucleotide messenger RNA. RefSeq lists its product as uncharacterized. NCBI's taxonomy places the organism in Eukaryota, Fungi, Ascomycota, Sordariomycetes, Hypocreales, Clavicipitaceae. The record is from RefSeq and is a predicted model, not a curated record. Bases 1 to 678 code for a protein of 225 amino acids. The transcript has a single exon.